CAUAACCAGCCUGUCAACUUAGCUAAGAGCUCCCCCAAUCGACGUCUUCCCUUUCUUCUCUUUAGUGCCACCAAAUGCACAAGAACCACACAGAGGAGUGAGACAAGAAGCUCCUCCUCCUCUCUUUCUCCGGCUUCAACCAUGGGCUCCUUGUUUGAAAUUCUCCAAAAGAAAAGGUUCUUGCCCACCAUGCCUUACCAGGAUGACCUCCCCACCUUCCAAGCCCAGAAGGACACCCAUCUCAUAGGCCUAAGGAAGAGGAUCUCCUCCUACUCGGUCAAGAUCCAGCCCCUGUCCACAGCCUCCUCCGACUGGGUCUUCAGGAAGUCUAAGUCCAUGUCGUCCAUCGGCGAGUUCGCCGGCGGUCCUCUGAGGAGGUGGUGGGAUCGAUGGUGGGGGUGGGUCCUUUCCAAGAAGCCGGCGUUCGCGCAGGACAUUGAGAUGAACGAGGAGGAGACAGCCCUGCUUGGGUGCCACAGCAAGGGCAGCUGGCAGCACAUCUUCUACAAGCUGCGCUCGGAGGCCAGGAAGCUCGUUCGAUCCAACACUACUCUUCCGACCACACAGGGAUUUAGGUAUGACUCGUUCAGCUAUGCGCAAAACUUCGACGACGGGAAGCGAGAAGAGCAAUGAAGAGUCGUGGCUCGGAAACUACUACUGUGAUCUGCGUGUGUUUUACUACCGAAUCCGUGCUAUAUAUUCUAUUCCUUUUUCUUUCGGGUGCAGAAAUUUACGAGCCUGCAAUGAUCUAUCCGCUUUUGCUGUCAGAAAUCUUCCACUUGACAAGAAGAGAUCCGUAUAGAAUCGAAAUGUCUGAUGCGAGACAAGCCGGUUUACAGUCAGCAAACAGUCUCUCAGAAGAUGAUUUCUUCUGCUAUCAAUCAUGGAAUUGUUCUUUGUGCUACUGUUCUUGUUAUUCUUUUCUGAAGCAAAUAAGAACUGUAAAUGUUUUGUGUGUGACUUAUAGUACUUCCAAGUUGUAUUACUACACAAUUUGUGGUUAAGGAAGACAGGCUUAUGACAUACUAUCUCA
Musa acuminata subsp. malaccensis (wild Malaysian banana) is the source of this 1033-nucleotide messenger RNA. RefSeq lists its product as uncharacterized. The record is from RefSeq and is a predicted model, not a curated record. Lineage: Eukaryota; Viridiplantae; Streptophyta; Magnoliopsida; Zingiberales; Musaceae.